Molecule: messenger RNA, 5015 nt
Organism: Spirodela intermedia
Lineage: Eukaryota; Viridiplantae; Streptophyta; Magnoliopsida; Alismatales; Araceae
Source: the annotation of a GenBank genome assembly
AUGGGUCGCUCCGGGCCAUGGAGCUGGCUCUGUUUUUCCCUGCUCGUUGUCGGCUCAUUCAAGGUCCUAGAUGUCGCCGCCGCCGCCCAGUCCAUCGUCUUCUCCGGUCGAGCUGCAGGAGAAGAGAAGCUGCUGCAGGGUGGGCAAAAGAAGUCCGAGUGCCCCUUUCCGGACCCUUCUCUAUACUACCGGCCAGUCAUCGGGAUACUCAGCCAUCCUGGCGACGGCGCAUCUGGGAGGCUCAGUAAUGCCACCGAUGCCUCCUACAUAGCCGCCUCGUACGUCAAGUUCGUCGAAUCCGCCGGCGCUCGAGUUAUCCCUCUCAUCUUCAACGAGCCCAGGGAGAUCAUCUAUGAAGUGGGUUUACUCGUCUCUGUUCCCUGUCUCUUCUCUCUUAGCCCUCACUUCUCUGACGUUGUUUAGUGUUCCGUGUUCUCAUAAAUGACAGAAGCUUAAACUGGUUAAUGGGGUGUUAUUUACGGGAGGAUGGGCAAAAAGGGGUCUAUAUUACGAUACUGCACAGGAUAUACUCCAGGCAUGCGAUCUAACGCCACUAUAACAAUGCUGAUCAGCUUCAAUGACUUUCUGUUGCUUUUAUUUGACAAAUGUGUUUACUAAUUUUCGCCGCCUCAGAAAGUAUUGGAGAUGAAUGAUGCAGGGAAGCAUUUUCCACUCUUUGCAAUCUGCCUAGGUUUUGAGAUUGUGAGCAUCAUGAUAAGCAAGGUAACACUUCCUUCAUAGUAUUUUUGGGUUUCUGUGAAACAUGGGCCUUUUUAUCCGUUUGUGUUACUCUUCCUUUGGUUUUUUCCAUCUUUCCAUCUUCAAUGUCCAGCGUUAUUUCCUUGGAAAACAUGCCUUGGUAGGUUAUAGGGGUAGAAAUCCUAGCUAUUCUUUGGUGAAACAAUAUUUCUAGUUCACAAAGUUGUCCAAUUUAUUUAUCAUAAAAUCGAGGGAAAAAAAGGUAUUGUACAAGGAUGGAUUCUUCUAUGCAAUCUCGCAAGUCCCUCAUCUUCCUGGUCCGUAAUCAUGAUUUUAAUCUAGACAACGAUUCCCGCAAAUUUAAUGAAUAAAAUGCUAUUCUGCGCUCAAGUAUCAUGAAACGGAGGGGAAAAUGUGUAGUAUGAUAUCUCCUUUCUCUAGUGUGUAAGCUCUCCCCAGUCUUCCUGCUGUAUCAUCGUUGUUUUAAAUUUACAACUAAUCGCUAUGUUUAUCCUAGGUUACUGGAUUUCCUUGUGAAACAAAAAUUUUGGAAAUAAAUUUGUUCAAUCAUAGUCACAAAUCUCAGUUUCUGUGCAAAUACAGACCACAUAUGGACGGAAUAGGGCUCUAUAAUUAUUUCUAAGUACAUUUCAUAUGUUCUUUAACGUUCUCUAAUGAUCCAAACGAUUUUUAGAAUGCAUGAGUAAGUUUGAUGGAAAAUAUUUGCGCAUUAGUUGGCCUUUGUUGCAGCCAUCUGAACCUAAUUUAGGGGACGGAUUUGUUCCUUUUUUUUUUUCAUUAUCAUAAAAUGUAUACUAAAACUGUUGUGCAGCCCUCUCCUUCACUAAAUUAAAAUUUAAUACUUUCCAAGAGUCCUUUUAAGAUACUACCAAAUGAUCCCGUGCAGAAUAAUCAUUGUAUUCCUACUCGUGUCUACUCUUUUUUUUUCCUUCUUUUUCUAUUUUUAAUGUACUUACGUUUCAUCACUCCUGUUUUAGGACGAGGAUAUUCUUGAACAUUUUAGUGGGACAAAUCAAGCUUCAACACUUACAUUUGCCGAAGAUAUGGCAUUUCAAGGAACUAUUUUUCAAAGGUAUUUGAUUUAAAAUUAAUGGAUAGUUUUCAUGCAUCUAUGUUUUUCAUUUCGGCAUAUUCUACGUUUGGAGUGUAAGACUCACUUAAGCAUUUGCAUCCAUCGUUUUUCCCAGCAGCCGCAAUUAUCCGUUUGCAUGAUAAGUGUAUUAUUUUUUAAUUUGUCUACCUGCAAAAAUUCAGAUAAUUUUUGGGUGAAUACUGUCUCUUGAUUGAUUCAUAAAUCAAAAUGAAAAGGAAACGAAAAAAAAGGAUAAAAAAUAUGAAAACGGAAACGAAAAAGUGAAAAAGAAAACAUCUUUUCUUCUGCAAUAAUUCCAUGCUUCCUGAUCUAAUCUCAUUCUUUUUUAAGCUCCCAACUCAUUUUCCAUCCAAUUCUUCAUUUUCUCCUCAUGUUCUUCCGUCCCUUCUUGAUGUAGCUGGUGGUUCAGGUUGAAUGGACGCACAUGUCUAGAUCAACCCUAAUGCAGGUGAAUUAAGUUUGAAUUGGCCCACUGCUAAUUCAGUAUCGUGAAAUGAUUGAACAAUUGAUCACCAAAUUAAAUUCAAGUCUUUUAAACAUGCGACUUAAUUGUCAUAUUCAUUGCAGGGAUAUUAUAAUAAAUAUUUUCCCCUGUAUAGAAGCUCUCAUCCAAAAAAAUGAUUGGAUGUGACUGGUAGGAGAUAUCUGUUCUCACUUCAAUUUUUUCAUGAACCCUGGUCUAUGCUUCCACUCUCAACAUCAAGAAUAAAGUGACAAGGCGCCCCCCUUGGGUCGAUUUAACCCAGAAACUUGUAGUUCCCUCCUCAUCAUUGAAAAAUUGGAUCAAUCCGAGACAAAAGCUAAUAUCCCGACAGGAUGUCACAAGGGUGUGAGCGACUUAUGUCCUGUGAAUCUGGCUACUAACUGGUGAUUUGAAACUAUAUCUUCACAUGUGGUCAACAUAGUUCCAAAAUCCACCUAUAUAGCAUGGCCAGAGAACUACCCGAAUCCCUCUAAAGAGUAUACUAACGUAGAAUUACAUAAGCACCCAAAAAAUCUGGCAAGAGUUUUAUAUAUAGAUAUAUUUCCGUUGCUUCUAAAAUACAAAGCAACAACAAUGUGAAGCAUUACUCUCACUCACAGAGGGGCCAGGUCGUCCACAAAAUCAGUCAAGAAGGUGUGUGAGUCCCAAACGCAAUCCAAAAAUUAGGAAGACAGGUAGUCCAGUGUCAUCCAUUAGAGUAAAAUCAAAAUUAAUAUGAGUCGAGAAUUGGGCUGAAGUUUAAACAAUUAAUAUGCAGUCCUUGCUAAUGAGGAAGUGGGAAUAGCACCAAGAUUCAGAAACUCAACUCCUCUUACUUGAAGGGCAUUUGGCCGAUGAAUUCGAUUUUUAAAUAUCAAAUUAUCAUGUAAAAGUGAAAAUUGGAAUUAUUGAUCCCUCAUUCACAUUUCUUUGGUAAUUUUUACAGUUCCAGUGGUCUCUGACUGGGUCAUGAUCGACCCUGAUUGGUUUGGGUAUUAAACUCGAUAGGCAACCCUCCAAUCCAUCAGCCACUUAUUUCAGACGGUGAUCUUUUUCUGUCAUGAUUCUUCAAUGUUAGUUGAUAAGUAAAUUAUUAUGAUAAAAACAUCAUUUUCUUUCCUUUUUUGGCGCAUAUGAUAUUUUUAUGGACUAUUAUUCAUUUUCACGCUCUUACUACUUUUUAUUGAUUUAUUUCUUUAUUUAUUUAUUUAGGAAAGAGAAAAAAUCAUGCCCAUUCGUUUAUUAGGAUGUGAUUAUUUGUAUUACUUUUAUUACCACAUCAUUUUAUGUUAAUAUCAACAGUAUUUCAGAUUUCCUCCAAGCUUGCUGGCAAAGUUGAGCAAAGAAUGUCUAGUCAUGCAGAAUCAUAAAGUAAGUUUUGGAGAAUUAUAUAUUUCCUUAAUUUAAUUUCAGAUGCAUUAAUCCCAUUUCAAUUCGAAAAGGUUCUCUGUGGUUUCAAUUCCAAUAGUCUGCAAUUUAAAUUUGUCCUCUCUUUUUUUUUUUAGUCGAUUAUAUUUUUUAUGUGCCAGAUAAUAUACCCUGACCUGCUCAUCUUUCUCAUUCUUAACGAACGAUCAGUACGGUAUAUCACCCGGAAGGUUCCAACAAAAUCCCGAUUUAUCUAGUUUCUUCAAGAUCUUGACCACCAGCACAGAUGAUGAGGGCCAGGUAAACCAGAAUGCACCUUACUUAGGGUUAUGAGAAUCGCCUUGUGAUCCUAAUGUGGCCCAUCAUUGGGCAACUUCUUGCACCAGGUUUAUGUGUCCACUGUACAAGCGCAUGGCUAUCCAAUCACCGGCUUCCAGUGGCAUCCCGAGGUACCAGUGACAUCUGAUUCUGUUCAUCUAUAAAUGAGUUCAAGAUCAGAGAUCCUGGAAGGCAUUGAAAGCUCCAAAAUCCUCAAAAUAUCCCACUUUGGGAAAUUUCUCUCACUGAUCUUAAUGUCUCUACUUGAUGAGAAGGUGCUUGUCCAAGCACCAAAGAUUCUCGAAAGGUUUAGACCCGGAUUGAGAUGACCGGUGCCUAAUCCAGCAAAAACCAGUGAAAGUCAAAUGCUGCCAGAUGGUUGCUGGAGCUCGAUAGUUUGACUUGAGCUGGCCUCGAUACUAUCCUUCUGAACUUUUGACUUCAACUUUGUUUAAACAGAAGAACGCCUUCGAGUGGGGCGUCUCAGCGAUUCCUCACAGUGAAGAUGCAGUCCAAGUGACCCAACACGCCGCCAAUUACUUCAUCAGGUCCUCAGCAGCUCUCUUAGCUAUCCAAAAAAAUUGUUCUCUGCUCUUCCUUCAUCUUCUCCAAGAUUUCCAGCUCCUGAUCAUAUCCUCUCUCUCUCUCUCUCUCUCUCUCUCUCUCUCUCUCUCUCUCUCUCUCUCUCUCUCUCUCUCUCUCUUUCUCUCUCUCUCUCUCUCUCUCUCUCUUUCGCUCUCUAAAUGGGUGCAGUGAGGCGAGGAAGUCCUCAAACAGGCCACCGGCUGGACAGGUGCUGGCCAAUCUGAUCUACAACUUCAGGGCGACCUACUGCGGGAAAGCAGGGUAAGACCCAUCACUGUUUGGAUAAUAUUUGUCUUAAAUUCUUUGAGAAAUUCGACCCAAAACCAGUCUAUGACCGCAUCUUUGUUCUUAUUGGGAUGGCAUAUUUGUUCUUGCAUUAGUUUCAUGUGGGGAUUGCUCAUAAAGUUCUGAUCUUGGUGCUGGUUGCGAGGCAGGAAGGGGUACGACGAGGUCUAUAUCUUCUCCUAA